Spirodela intermedia is the source of this 4941-nucleotide messenger RNA. The record is from the annotation of a GenBank genome assembly. NCBI's taxonomy places the organism in Eukaryota, Viridiplantae, Streptophyta, Magnoliopsida, Alismatales, Araceae.
AUGAAGACUAGAGGUAGACAGACCAGCAGUAGAGAAAAACAGGAUAUAUAUCCUGAAACAGCAAUUGUCCGGAAGCUGAAGCCUAGGGUCAAGAAGAAGCCUCCGAAACAGGAUCCCAAGAAACCCAAGAAGCCUCCUACAGCUUUCUUCUACUUCUUGUGAGUACCAAUUAUUUAGUCUAUCUGUUCCUCUAAUUCUAUUCAGCUUUUAUCGUGAUAUGUAUUAGUCUAACCACUAUGAAACUCUUCAAGUCAUUUUCAUUUUUUAUGUAAGUUAUGAAACAUCUAGAUUGUUUUGUUUCUCCUUCAUUUAUUCUGAGAUACUGUAAAUCCUUCUGACCAAUUACAAUCCUGAGCUGAUAUGGUAUUCUACUACUUUUAGGAGAACGGUUUUGUUUUUUUACCGAAAUCUGUUGUUGGUUCCUUCGCAUCUGACUGUAAGAAAUGAUGUUCCAGUCGCUGGAGUCCUCAAAGAGAAAACAAUGUGGAAAUCAGUUUUGGAGCAAAUGUACAAUUCUGAGGAAAUGAAUUGCUCAUGCAUGAUUGCUGAAAUGAUUCCUCACUCUUCCAAAAAAGGGUAUCAGCUUUAGGAAAUUUAAAUUCUUUGUACAAUCAGUAGAUUCAGUGCCAAUUCUGAAAGUAAUUUAUGAUGGGAAUAAAUCUUUCUUAUUUCCUAUUGAAAAUGCUAUGUUUUUUUCUUUAUCAUCUUAUUCUUUUGUUUGGGGUGGGAAAAUCUACCAUGGUGAUGCAAUGUAGGUAUGUGCGUCAUUUUGCAUACCAUUGAGUCUAGAAUUAGAUUGAAACAAAGAAUUGAUUAAAUUUCCUUCGAUCAAAUGAAUAAACGUAUAGCUCGAGGCAUUUCGAACACUUUCUGAGGUUUUCAAAAUGAGAGCUUCAAGACUUGAAUCAUGUGAAUUCGUGGGAGCCUCAAGCAACUCCGAUGCUAGAGGUACCUUUUUAGCUUGCAAAAAGUUCUCAAUGUAAAACAUUUUGCUGUCAAAUGCUAGAAAAGUUCGAAAUGAAAAGGCUAUUCCCUUAAAUAGUAGAAAAUAGUUAAUGUUUCUCUUUCUUUUACUCAGUAUUUUGGAUAAACUAGUUUUGCAAGUGUUGAGUCCCAAAAUUGUGCUGAUCUGUAAAUUAUCAACACCUACACUUGAAGUGUCAACAUUUGUUAAAAGAGUUGAUAUAUGAUGAGAUCAAAAUUCAUAAGAAAUCUUGAAAGCUUAAGGAGCUCAACUAAGCUCAAGCAGUAAAAUCUGAACGGCCCAAAAUAAACUCAUCUUGGUGGGUCAUAAGGUCCAAAAUGCAUUUCGUUUUAGUAUUCCGUUUUAUUUGGGACUCCUAUCCAUUAGUAGAUUUCUUAUCAUAUCAUAUUAUUUUUUGCAACUUUGAAAGACCACACACUAUAGAAGGAAUGAAUUUUCAUCAUAAAUUAUUUUUUUUUCCUUUUCCCAUUUUUACAUUUAAUAUCAGGAGGGAUGGAAGAGAAGAUUUUGAUUUUUGUGAAAAGUCAUCCCCUUUUACAGUACUGGCUUCUUUAAAUACGGGAAAAGUUGUUGUAGACCAGUAAAUAAUAGGAUAUGAUGAGAAAAAUAUACUAGUAGAUAAAAAAUCCACGGAUAAAUGGGAAUAAUUACCAACCCUACAGAAAAAAGGGUUUUGGACCUUAGGACCCACCUAAAUAACUGCAUUUGGGUCUUCCAGAUUUUAUCCUUACAUGCCUUUUGUGUCAUAUUGCUUGAGCCUUCCACGUUUCUUGAUAAUCUGUUAUUCAUCAAUACACUUAUUCUAGGUCAUAUUUAUACAUGCAUAAUAACUUAUUUUUAUGUAAUCUUGUUUUAUGACUUUACAAUAUCAACUUUUCAUGUUGCCUACUUUUUUUAUGAUUUCUGGACUAUAAAACCUUUUUUCUUUUCUAAACUCAUGCAAAGAUCCUUACAAAUUAGUAUAAAAAAUAAGUUUCGUAAUGAUUAAAAUCUACUUUUUAGGUUCAAUAAGCUCCCACUUCUUAUGAUGAUAAAACCUUUGAAACGUAAUAUUGGUCUCUCCUCUUUUUUGAUAUCAUGCAAGCAGGUGAUUAAAGAUGCAUAGUUUAAUUCAUGGAAUUUGGUUAUGACUAGAACAUUUCAAGUCAUCAGAAAUCAUUUCAGUAGGCAUAUUUUUUUUGUAACCACAGUUAAAUGAUAGAGAUAUCAAAUUUUCUUUUAUCCAACAUUUUCUACCCCUUCCUAAUUACAUAUACAAGGCAGAAUUCGUGAAUGUGAUGUUUUGAUCUCCCUUUCUUUAUAGAAACAUGAUUAGAUCAGUAAGUGAGCCUUUGUUGUAGGAAAGUUAUCUAUUUUUCAUCUUUAGUUUCCAAAAUUACAUUUCACUUAAAUUUUUUGCCUUUUAAGUCUCGUUGUAAAUAAUGAUUGUUUCUACUCGAUUUGAAAUGCAAGUAAAUUGCAGAUAAUGUCAUUAAAAUCAAUGUCUGAUAUAGAGAUCAUCAAUUUUUUUAAUGGAGAGAUAGCUCCCCUAUACAGUAUCCCAAUGUAGAGAACGCUUGUGGAGAGAAUGAUAAAUCAUUUAUAAUUUUUUUAGAAAAUUUAUGUUAGAUAUUCUUAUAAAGAAUUUGAGAAAACCAAGUUGCGAGUAUGAUUUGACUAUUUACUGAAGAUUAUUUGAUGCACUCUUUUGUUCCUUCGUACUUUAGGUAAACUUUCUACCUCACAGCUUUUAUUACUGUGCAAUCGUGACAGUAAAAAAUUAUUUUCAUUUGCGUUAAUUGUAAACAGAGAUUCAUUAGCAUUUAGCAUUACUUUACAUUGAGUGUAGAGAGAGAUUUUAGUGAUAAAUGAAGAGAGGUGAAUGACCAUCCUUGUUUUGUUUGAAGUGUCAAGUAAAAAUUUUCAUCAUUUGGGUCAUUUUGAAUUGUUCUCAUGAUAGUUAAGUCUUGGUCCUCAAUAUCAUGAACUGAAAGCAUUUGUCAUGUGAAUUUAUUAUUAUAUAUGACGUUAUAGUGUUUGAAAGAAGAUAAUGACCAAAACUUGAGUAAACAUAUUUUGACAGAAUUGCGAAGAAUGUGUAUUGCAUGAAGAUCAAUAAGAACAUAAAGGAACGUCUUAAAACAUGAUUUUUUUCUUCAAAUAUUUUAAUUUUCUCAAUUUUAAUUGUUAAAAAUAACACAGAUUCAUAAUUUUUGGGUAUUUCUGAACCUGUUUGUGCAUAAAGAUGGAUGUUUUCAAUGUAAGCAUAAAAAUUGAAAACAAUAUCUAAAAUUGACAAAAAGUAUGAUAUAUGACCGUGAAAGCAUGAUCCAUGACCUCAUGAAAUUCGUUUCGUGGCAUAAUGAUCUCACCCUUUCAAGUUUACAAAAGUUUAGAAGUAUCAACUAACAAUUUUUAGCCAAUGUUAUCCAUACAUCUUUUACAUCAAAUGGAUUGAUCUUUCUGGUUCAUCAACUUAGUAUCAGCAACUUGACACUUUAAAAUUUACUAACAUUUUUAUGAAUAUCCUAAUCUAGAGAGGACCGUAAUACACUUCUGGUUUUAUUAUCUCGAAUGAUUUUCUAAAAAACAGCUGCUUCUUUUCUGACAAUAAAAGGACCAUUAACUGUUAAGAUUUCAACUCCUAAAAUCCAUUGCUUGACUGAAUACACUCAUUCUUUGCUUAUUGGGCUCAGUAGUCUAUUGCUCUCUCUUUUGCUAUGUCUAUCUAUCUAUCUAUAUCUCUCUAUCUAUAUAUAUGUCUGUGCGUAUAGAGAAAUUUAUCAACGAAUUUCGACUUAAAAUUGUUGAGGCCAGCCAAUAAGAAUGUUGCGCUCUGGCUCAAGUGCCUAUGGUACAUUUGUGUUAUGGUCACUUACAUUUUAAUGGACUGAAGUUAUUAUAUCACAAAAAUAUGAUUUUUGGUUUAGCUCCUAUUUCAGCCAAUUAUGAUAUUUUUGAAGGGUGUUUUUAUAAGCAAACAACAUUAUUUACUGUUUCCAAUAAGAAUUAUGGAGAGAAAUAUUAUCUCUUGAAUUAUUAUAUGCUGAUAUUUAUAGUAUGUUGACUUCAUGAUUGAACUACAAUCUAUAUAUUUUAUGGUAAUUUUUUUUAAGACAUUUGAACAUUUUAUAGAGUUUAAGGCUCUCUUGGAAACCUCAAGUGGAUAUUGUUUUUAUGGAUAAACUAUAAAUAUUCUUUGAACAUAUAAAGGGGAGAAUUUUUAUUUCAUGAAUUUCCAAUAAGAGCUUUUUUUUUUAAACAACAUGGUAUUAUUCUUGGCAUGUUUUCUGCUUCUCUUUCUCAAUGCUUUCGAUUUUCUCCAAUAAUGAAAAUGCCAUGAUACUUUCAACAUGUGGAAAGGAAAUUCAGAUGAUGUGCUGAUGCUAUUAACUCUGCUUUGAAGGGACGACUUUCGCAAGAUCUUCAAAGAGCAGAACCCGGAUGUUAAAUCAAUGCGCGAUGUAUGAACACCAAGGUUUUUUUCCUUGUUUUCUGCAUGACAUUCAUCUGCUUCGCAUGCAUUGGUCAUCCAGUAAUGCGCGGGUUUCAGAUCGGCAAGGCCUGUGGAGAGAAAUGGAAGACAAUGUCAUUUGAGGUUAGAGCUCUAUAAUGCAACAAGCUCUUCAAUUGCAAUCAGUUGCCUUAGUGAUCACCACUCUAGAGACCCCUGUGCAAUUACCAGUAUGCGACUAUCCUGAAUUGGAAUCAGAAUAUUUUCAUUUGAUUUAUAUCAGGAAAAAGUGGCAUAUUACGAUCGAGCUACGGACAAGCGGGCUGAAUUUGAUAAGGCGAUGUCAGAUUACAUCAAAAGGAGGGUAAUGCACCUUCUUUAAUAUUUUUAUCUCCGUUUGAAGAGUUACACAGCAUAGACGUCAUUGGCAUGGCCCACCACCGCCGGUAACAUCAUUGUCUACAAUCGUUGUUACAUGAAGGAAAUUGGCGAGGAGGAAUCUGAGGAGUCUGACGAGGAAUAG